Puccinia graminis f. sp. tritici CRL 75-36-700-3 is the source of this 1089-nucleotide messenger RNA. RefSeq lists its product as uncharacterized. The coding region runs from base 73 to 975 and encodes 300 amino acids. Lineage: Eukaryota; Fungi; Basidiomycota; Pucciniomycetes; Pucciniales; Pucciniaceae. The transcript is spliced from 11 exons. The record is from RefSeq and is a predicted model, not a curated record. Gene Ontology annotation, molecular function: hydrolase activity.
CAAGGUUGUGGUGAGAUGACUUGAUGACAUCUGGCCUGCGAAUAAGUUUAGAGUGAAGGACUUGCAAGCUUGAUGAACUGCAACCAGCCCGACAUUCAAGCUCACUUUCAACCAGCAGGUCAAAUAAAUAUGUCGGGAAAUCAGACGCCGAAUCCCAAGGAUCCAGGAAGCUUCACUCGGAAGAGCUUGGUGGUCAGUUCAGGACACCGAUACUCGUAUAUCGAUCAAUCCUUGAACGCCGACGCCCAAGUCGUCUUGCUAUUACACGGCUUUCCCGACUUGGCGUAUGGCUGGAGAUAUCAGAUUUGUGAUCUCGUCAACCGCGGUUAUCGGACCAUCGCACCGGACUUAUUGGGCUACGGUGGUACUUCAAAGCCCACGGACCUAAAGGCAUACUCUAAGCUCAACAGUUGUAAAGCGCUCUGCGAAAUCCUCGACCACGAAAACAUUCGGAAGAAGGUCAUCCUCGUUGGACAUGACUGGGGAUCGGCACUGGCGUUCCGGUUCGUACAACACUUUCCCGAGAAAGUCAAAUGCUGGGUAACAAUAUGCGUCCCACCUGCUCGGCCUGGACAGCGCGGAGAGGCACCUCCAGAUUUCGAGAAAAUCAUCAAACAGCGUCUCCCACAUCUAGGUUAUCAACUUUACUUCAUGUCUCCAGAGUUCAGCGAAGAGAUCCAUCGCUAUCGCAGGACGAUCAUUCUGUUGUUAUACUUGCACACCGAUCGCGGUCUCGAAAAUCUCAUCCAGGAGAGGUUCGCAAGGUUGAAAGAUCACUCGUUCGUUGGCGAGAAUGUGCUCAGAAAGCAAGUCCGAGAGGCUGCACCCCAGCUCGAAAAGAUUGAGGUUAAGGAUCCAGAAAUCAGAUACUUUUUGUCUGAGUUUGAGAAAGGUGGUUUGCUGGGCCCUUUAAGUUGGUACAAAACUCGAGACAUAGAUCACUCGGAUGAACAAGGCAAGUCCUUCCUCAGUUGAUUGAAUAUGGUCGCUCUGCUAUAGCCCACACACCCAUCUUGAUACCUGAACUGCAUCACGCGACCAGCGGCCUCUCUUCCGGCCUCGUAUCCCGCCGAGAUCCCGUGUCUCUAU